Molecule: messenger RNA, 3894 nt
Organism: Porites lobata
Lineage: Eukaryota; Metazoa; Cnidaria; Anthozoa; Scleractinia; Poritidae
Source: the annotation of a GenBank genome assembly
AUGGCGGACGAAAUUCAGCAACCAGCGAAGAAGCGCAGGAAGACAGAAAAAACAGGAUCCGAUCUUGAUGAUAAGCUUGAAUCAAAGAAGCAGUCUGCAAAGAAAUCGGGUAAGAUUGAGAAAUUAAACUCACUAUACACGAUUUUUUGGCCAGGUUCACAGCAGUUUAGCUAUAAAAGUUGCAUCUUAAAACUGUUUCUGCAGGUAAAGAUGUGAAUAGUCGCAACGACCUUAAAGAAAAGAUGAGGGAAACAUUCAAAGUUGAACUUCCCUCCGAUUUUUUCGAUUUUUGGGAUUUUUGCAAAAAUCUGAAAGAUGGAAAUCCAUGUGGUAAGUCUGCUUUCAGUAUCUACACCCCUUGCAUCUAUCUAUGACUAAGAACUUAAACUAAAGCUUAAGUAAAAGUCGAUAGUUAAGUAAUAAAAUUAACUUUGCACUCUAAAAUUAACAAUGAUAGCAAUAAUAAUGAUAAUGAUAACAAUGAUAAUGAUAAAUGAUGAUGAUAGUGUUACAGUCAAAGCAUGUCAAGCGUUCCUGUUGCUGGUGGACUAAUCAAUUAAAUUCAUGAAUAGAUUCGGUUUGUUGAUUCAAUAAUUCAUUCAAUCGUAUUUCCUUCCCUUUCCUGCCCUGAUGUAUGCUCGGUUGUAUCUUGAAAGCCUUAUUCACUUAGUGAAUGCACUCUUUUCUUUAAGCUGCAAGCAAAAGCUGUUCAUAGCUGGAACCUUACUAAUUUGUCUCAUGUUUGUCAUUGUAUAUUUCUUACCAUUGGACAGAUUGGUCCCUGUUUUUAAGGCCCUAUUCAUCGCUAGACCUUAAUCAUGAUAAGGCUUGGUAGUUCAUGGUACAACUGUGUAUACUGGUCAAACUUUGAGACACUGUCUGCCUGUAAAAGUUCUGCUAUGCCACACCUGGUCAUUAUUCAGCUAGCUCGCAUGAAAGCAAACAGUUAUGGUAAUUUUGUCACCUGCCCUCCCUCCCUUUGGAGGAGUUGUGUUCUGUUAUGUAUCAAUAAAAGUUUGUUGGGUCACUUCUUGCAAUGCAGUUAAGUGUACGUUGGGACUUCCCGCAAACUUUAGGCAUUGCUUGUGUCUUGCCAUCUUCUUCCUUAGCCUUAAUCUUGUCUGAUCCAGCCCGUACAGUGCUGGGGAGAUAAGAAAGGCUCUGCCAAUACUCUUGUCUGAUAUCCACGGUAGUGGGGUGAUAAGUGAGGCUUGCGUUAUUUUGUGCGCAUAACCCAAAGUUUCAUAACCUGCCACAGGGCUUUGUCCCUCCUCCCCCCCUUAUUAAGCCAUCUUGUAGUUGUUGUUCAUUUAGCCUGCAUGUGUUAUUUAGUUGCGUGACUUUUUCAUGCGUAUCUUAAGCAGAAUAGUGACAGUAAUCAAUCUAAAGCCAAACCCAGCUUUAUUAUGGACACCUCAUUAUUACAGACAGUUUGCUUUAUCCCUUGGGAAAGAAAGCCAUAACAUUUUCUCGAAAUUCAACCUGCUUAAUACAGACACCCCGUUGAUAUGCACAUUUUGUAUGGCUCCAUCAGUGUCCGUAAUAAUGGGGUUGACUGUUAUUUAUAUUCUGUUUCGAUCAUUUGUAGAUGCUUUGAAAGAAUCUCUUGGGUUACAGCUGGCUGGACCAUAUGAUAUUUUGUCAGGAUCCUUUGAUGAUGUGAAAGAGUCAGAUAUGAUAUCAUAUCACCUUCAUUAUAGAUAUUACUAUGAUCCUCCAGAAUUUUUGACUGUUAUAAGAGGUGAUGACAAGACAGGUUUUCAUGUGGGAUACUAUAGGUAAAACUGGCUAAUAGACAACACGUUUCUUCUGCCUGUCUUUAUGUUCCCAGUAUUUAAAACACUUCACCUGAUUUAAACUGAAUGGCAACUCAAUGUAAGUUUUUGGUUUUUUAGAGAUGAUCCAAGAGUUCUUCCAGUGUUCGUAGCAUCUAACCAGGCUGAGAAGGGUUGUGAAUUUUCUGUCCUUGGUGAAAACCUCUUUGCAGCAAUCAAGUAAGCAUUACUUUAUAAAUUUAGUUCUCUUUGUGAUGAUUAUAGGUGACUUGCUUCAGUCAUGACCCUGCUUGUUUCAACUCCCAAUAAUAUUUUAUCUAUUUUUAAAGUUUCUUCAGGAAUGUAUUAUUCAAGUAGAGGCUACAUUCCUUUUACGUAUUAGCAUGUGGAAUGUAAAUGAGGAUUUCAACUGCUUGAAACACAAAUUGUUUCAGGAAACUAAGGCCCGGUUCAGACGCCGAACUUUUCAUGAGCCGAACCUAAUUCGAAUUAAGGCCGACCCAAAUUAUUUAGACCAGCUAAAGUGAUUCAGACGCCGAUCUUAAUUCCAGCUGAACUAAAUUCAGAAGGCAAAAAAUGCGCAUUUCAGUCAAACUGCUUACAAAAUACUUUAUAAGAAUUUCUGUAUUUGGUUCGGUACAUGAAAAGUUCGGCGUCUGAAUCAAAGGCGUUCCAAAGUCGAUCCAAAGGCAAAAUUCCCGGCCGGGCUAGGCGAAAAGAACGGCUGAGCCAUUCCAAAUUGAAACAGGCGUUCCUAAUUGAUUCAGACGCCGAACUUUUCAUGUACUUAAUUCGAUGUAUUAGGUUCGGCUCAUGAAAAGUACGGCGUCUGAACCGGGCCUAAUCUUGAAAGAGGUUUACAUAUAUGUUAUACAGAACUGUAGAUUUACUUUUUGCAUGCAUAGUAAUGCUUCUUGUUCCUAUCCCCAAUCUUACUGACUUUAUUAGUAUUGUCUCGUUGUCUUAGCAAAUUUAUUGCUGACUUUAUGAAGACCUCAAGUGGUAAAUCCAAGCAAAAAUCAUUGAAGACACUUCAGACAUCACUUGUUUCUGAAGCAAAGAAACUGAAAUACAAUCUUGAGACAAGCACAUCAGCCAUCAAAGCUAGAAACAAGACAGUUGUGAGUAAGACUUUUCACAAAGCUGGAAUUGUUGUCCCAGUCAUAAAUGAAGUUGGGUACCGGCCUCUUACCAUGACUGACGGUGAGUUGGAGGUAGUCAUAUUCUGACUGAAAAGUAUUAAAUUUAACAUCUUCAUACUUUGGACAAUUUUUAUUGCUUUAAUUUUUUCUUUUUUAAAUCACGAACUCAGGUACAUAUCUACAUACAAAUUCUCCUGUCAUCAAGAGUAAAGGUUAUGAGAAUUACCAAAGGUAGAUCGCUUUGAUCUUACACCAAAUUCUCUCAACUAUUCUUAAAAAAAAUGUAUGGAGAUCAGUCUGGAGAAUUUGAAUGUGGAUCUUGGCCCUUGAAGGGGUAAUUCUUGUAACUUGUUACCUGAAAAGUGUUGUUUGGAUGUAAAGAUAGGAAUAUUAACCCAUUAAGCCCCAAUAUCCACAUACAAAUUCUCCAAACUGAUCGCCAUACAUUUCCUUAAAUAAUUAGUCGAGAGAAUUUGAUAAAAGAUCAAAGAUUUUUCUCUUGGUGAUCAUUUUAUUAAUUGUGAUAGACUUUGCUCUUGACAAUCUAUGGAUAUUGUUAGGAGAAAAUUGAUUUUGGACACUACUGGGGCAUAAAGGGUUAAGGAUAGGACAAUAAAUCAAUCACUGUUGAAUCCUGUAGUUGAUUAUUUCUUAAAUUUUAUUGAACUGUAGGUGAACUGAAGAAAAUCCUGAAGCAAAUAACAGAAGGUAAGAAUGAGAAAGAUCAAGAAAAGGCAUCUGAGGAUCUCCAGGAAAUAAUGACGCUAGUUCAGUUUGCUAAUGAUGAGUGUGAUUAUGGAAUGGGACUUGAGUUAGGAUUGGAUCUGUUCUGUUUUGGAAGUGAGCGUUUUCAUAAUGCCAUUCUUCAACUUAUGCCACUUGCCUACAGGCUUCUUAGCAGGGACACAUUUGCAGAGAUUGUAGAAGUUCAUAUAAAUAACCGAACUAGGGCUUCGCUGAGCCAGCUCCCAUCUUAA